Messenger RNA from Exophiala spinifera, 273 nucleotides. RefSeq lists its product as uncharacterized. The transcript has a single exon. Lineage: Eukaryota; Fungi; Ascomycota; Eurotiomycetes; Chaetothyriales; Herpotrichiellaceae. Bases 1 to 273 code for a protein of 90 amino acids. The record is from RefSeq and is a predicted model, not a curated record.
AUGUCUCCAUUCACCCAGAGGAGGAGGAGGAGGAGCAGAAGCAGAAGCAGAAGCAAGAAGCAGAAGCAAGAAGCAGAAGCAAGAAGCAGAAGCAAGAAGCAGAAGCAGAAGCAGAAGCAGAAGCAGAAGCAGAAGCAGAAGCAGAAGCAGAAGCAGAAGCAGAAGCAGAAGCAGAAGCAGAAGCAGAAGCAAGAAGCCGAAGCAAAAGAAGAAAAGAGAAGAACAACAAGAAGAAGAAAAGAGGCUGACUUGUUGAAUCAUUCUCCUCAGUGA